Hyla sarda is the source of this 3166-nucleotide messenger RNA. RefSeq names its product glutamate-cysteine ligase catalytic subunit (gene GCLC). Gene Ontology annotation, biological process: glutathione biosynthetic process. The transcript has 16 exons. Gene Ontology annotation, molecular function: glutamate-cysteine ligase activity. Lineage: Eukaryota; Metazoa; Chordata; Amphibia; Anura; Hylidae. Gene Ontology annotation, cellular component: glutamate-cysteine ligase complex. The record is from RefSeq and is a predicted model, not a curated record. Bases 176 to 2086 code for a protein of 636 amino acids.
AGCCUGUGGAGACGGCGCGAGUCACGUGGUGGGGCCGGCCGCCUCCUCAUAACAAGACGAGUGGGGAGGAGCGGAGUGACAGACCGGCGUGAGAGAGCGGGGAAGAGUUUAGUGACACGACGAUUGCUGUAUAUACACUACCGGGGGUCUCUGCUCUGUACGUACCGCAGCAGCUAUGGGUCUUCUCUCUCACGGCUCCCCGCUCACCUGGGAAGAGACUAAGAAAUAUGCGGAUCACGUGCGGAAGCAUGGCAUCGUCCAGUUCCUGAACAUUUACCAUAAGUUGAAGGAUCGCCAGAAGGACGUGCUCAAGUGGGGCGAUGAGGUGGAGUACAUGUUGGUUGCCUUUGACCGUGAAAAUCGCAAGGUGCGAUUAGUUCUUCAAGGAGAGGAAAUGCUUGACACACUUCAGGGCCGAGGUGAAAAAAUAAACCCAAACCAUCCUACACUUUGGAGACCAGAGUAUGGCAGCUAUAUGAUUGAGGGAACUCCUGGACAGCCUUAUGGAGGAACAAUGGCAGAGUUUAAUACAGUGGAGGAUAAUAUGAGGAAACGACGUCAGGAAGCCUCCUCCUUACUUUCAGAAAAUGUUUCGAUUUGUACUAUAACGUCCUUUCCAAGAUUGGGAUGUCCUGGAUUCACAUUGCCAGAAUUUCAACCAACUCCUAUGGAACAUGGAGCCUCCAAGUCUCUCUUCUUUCCAGAUGAGGCGAUUAACAAACAUCCUCGUUUUAGUACUUUAACAAGAAAUAUUCGACACAGACGUGGGGAAAAAGUAGCCAUUAAUGUUCGUAUUUUUAAAGACAGAAAUACUCCCUCUCCAUUUAUUGAAAGAUUUUCAAAUGAUCCUGGUGAUGGAGCAAAGGCAGCCCUGCCUGAUCAUGUAUACAUGGAUGCCAUGGGUUUUGGGAUGGGAAACUGCUGUCUCCAGGUAACUUUCCAGGCUUGCAGUAUUUCAGAAGCCAGGUAUCUUUAUGACCAGCUAGCAACAAUAUGCCCCAUUGUGAUGGCUUUAAGUGCAGCUGCUCCAUUUUACAGAGGCUACAUCUCUGAUAUAGACUGUCGUUGGGGAGUUAUAUCUGCCUCUGUAGAUGAUCGCACUAAAGAAGAAAGAGGCUUGGAGCCACUGAAGAAUGAUAAAUAUAGAAUCAGUAAAUCUCGAUAUGAUUCUAUAGACAGUUAUCUGUCAACGUGUGGUGAAAAGUACAAUGACAUUGAUUUAACUAUAGAUAAGGACAUCUAUAGUCAGCUAACAAGAGAGGGAAUCGAUCAUCUCUUGGCUCAACACAUAGCACAUCUUUUUAUCAGAGAUCCAUUGACCUUGUUUGAAGAGAAAAUACAUCUAGAUGAUGCCAACGAAUCAGAUCAUUUUGAGAAUAUUCAGUCAACAAAUUGGCAAACUAUGAGGUUUAAGCCACCUCCACCCAACUCUGAUAUAGGUUGGAGAGUAGAGUUUCGUCCUAUGGAGGUUCAGUUAACAGAUUUUGAGAACUCUGCAUAUGUGGUGUUUGUGGUUCUACUGACUAGAGUGAUUCUUUCAUACAAGUUGGAUUUUCUAAUUCCUCUGUCAAAGGUUGAUGAAAACAUGAAAAUGGCCCAAAAAAGAGAUGCUGUUCGGGAAGGAAUGUUUUAUUUCAGAAAAGAUAUUUGUAAAGCUGGUAUUGCUGCAGUUGAUGGCUGUUUUACAGCAGUUAAUGGUACAGAAACUGAGACAGAAGAGUACACUUUGAUGAGCAUUGAUACAAUAAUCAACGGAAAGGAUGGUGUUUUUCAAGGUUUGCUCCCAAUUCUUAACUCAUACCUUGAAAAUAUGGAAGUUGAUGUAGACACUCGCUGCACCAUCCUAAACUACCUUAAACUUAUUAAGAAGAGAGCAUCUGGAGAAUUGAUGACUGUUGCCCGAUGGAUGAGAGAGUUUGUAUCUAAUCAUCCAGACUACAAGCAAGACAGUGUGAUCACUGACCAAAUAAACUACGACCUGUUGGUGAAAUGCAACCAAAUAGCUAAUGACCAGACUAGUUGUCCUGAGCUGCUAGGAUUUUCAACUAGGAUAAAGGAAAAUGGGAACAAAAAUGUCUCUCUAUGAUGUGACAUGUAACCCAGAUAAUUCAGUCAGUUGAGCAGUAUCUUUUUGGUAUGGUGACCAAGAGAUGCUCCAGCAAAAACAUGGGGCAAUGUGAUUUUAUGCAGUGGUAGCUUCAUAAAUGACAUAAAUGAAUACUAUUAACAUUUAUACAGUAUACAUGUAAAUAGUAAAAUAUUUUUAUGACUAACAAUGUAUUUAGUUAACAUUGUAUCAAGCUACUGUGAAAUUUUAUGUAUAAUCUGGGAAAACAGUUGUUAGGUUCUAUACAGUAGGGUACCAGUAGUUGUGAAAUGUUUGAUUUUUUUUUUUCUUUAGAAAAAUAUAUAUUAGCAUCCCUUUUAGUAACCAGUUCCUCAGCACAGAGUCUUGCAUUCAAAAAGUAGGUAACAGUACAAUGCCUGGCCACAAAGCUGGCAGAUGAUAACUUUAUUUGAUUCUCUAAAUGAAGCAGUCAUCUGAAAGGCUGCUGUGCUGAAGCAAGCACAUUUUGCUCAGUGGACUGGUGUUGCCUGGGGGAGACCUGCAUUCCAUGACUCGUAAGCAUUUUUUUUCCCACAGUAAAUAGCCAGUUUCACACUCUGCCCGUUUUAGGACAAAUGCUGCUUAGAAUACCUUUUGGGGAAAAAAAGAAAAAAAAAAUUUGGGGUAUUUAGUUUUGAUUGAAUGACUUCUACAGUAGAAUUUACUGUUAGUACUGACCAGAACAUGUCCAGCUGAUAACCCAACUGGCCUCAAGUCUUGUUAUGUACAAACCAAACGUUAGCCUGAUUUUGUGAUAUGUUGUAAUUAACUAUUACUUGUAAUACUGCUUGUCUGUUGUAAAAAAAAAAAAAAAUUAUAUCAAACUGUAUAUAUGUGAAUUGAUCAUAAUUGAAUGUUGAUGCAAGCCCAAACUUAUUUUAAGAACUGGAUAUGAAGUAGGUUGCAUAUAUAUUAAACUUUUAUUUCUGUGGCUAAACCUAUGACCAUUGCCUGCUAUAGGUGUGCUAUAAAGUCUGGAGAAGACCUGUUAAAUGUUAUACAGCACUGUUUUAAUCCUGAUGUAUAUUUUAAAGCGAAAAAUAUAUAGUUGGUACCAAC